Molecule: messenger RNA, 493 nt
Organism: Ipomoea triloba (trilobed morning glory)
Lineage: Eukaryota; Viridiplantae; Streptophyta; Magnoliopsida; Solanales; Convolvulaceae
Product: cytosolic endo-beta-N-acetylglucosaminidase 1-like
Exons: 3
Coding region: 5-283 (92 amino acids)
Biological process (GO): protein deglycosylation
Cellular component (GO): cytoplasm
Molecular function (GO): mannosyl-glycoprotein endo-beta-N-acetylglucosaminidase activity
Source: RefSeq, a predicted model, not a curated record
CUACAUGGGAAUUGAUGUUUUUGGAAGAAAUACUUAUGGUGGUGGACAAUGGACUACAAAUGCAGCCCUUGAUGUGAUUAAGAAGGAUAAUGUUUCGGCAGCCAUAUUUGCCCCUGCAUGGGUGUAUGAGACUAAGCAGCCACCUGAUUUUCAGACUGCUCAAAAUCGUUGGUGGGGGCUUGUAGAGAAAUCCUGGGGCAUUUCACAGAAGUAUCCCCAAGUGCUUCCACUUUACUCAAACUUUGAUCAGGUAUCGACUCAGAACAUGGAGUAUUUUAUUUGAUGCAUUGCUUAUCAAAUUAUGCUGCUAUUUCCAUUCAUUUUUGUUGUUUGAGCGCCAAAACUGGAUUUGAUACAAGAUUCCUGAGUUGGGGUACCCAUGAGCAAACUAUUCUCAGAAUAGAUCUUUUUGAUGUUUUGUCACUAGGGUCAUGGUUACCAUGUUUUUAUUGGAGUGCAAAUACUAGAUGCUCCUUUUCUUUUUUUUUUGUUA